Molecule: messenger RNA, 306 nt
Organism: Peromyscus leucopus (white-footed mouse)
Lineage: Eukaryota; Metazoa; Chordata; Mammalia; Rodentia; Cricetidae
Product: 60S ribosomal protein L23a-like
Exons: 1
Coding region: 1-306 (101 amino acids)
Source: RefSeq, a predicted model, not a curated record
AUGGCACCAAAAGUGAAGGAAAACGUGAAGACUUUGAAAGCAAAAGGCAGUGCCGGACGCAGUUCGCAGCCAUCAAAAGACCUGCCCGCCACCCUCCUUCCGGAGACAAAGAUGCUACAGCUCCGGAAGCCGUCCAAACACCCUGGGGGAGGUGCCCGGGAGACACGAGCUGGACCACUGUGCCGCCACCAAGUUCCCCUGACCGCUGAGCCGGCCGAAGAGACAGAGGACAACACCACACGUACCUUCAUUGUAGAUGUCAAGGCCAGCGAGCACCGGAUCAAACAGGCUGUGCAGAGACUCUGA